CCCUGGCGGCGGCGCGGCCGGAAAUGGCGGCGCGGCGCGGGCGGGACGAGCCCAACGCGGUGGCGCGGCUGUCGCAAUGGGCAGACGACCACCUGCGCCUCGUGCGGGCCGCCGGCGCCGUCCUGGGCCUGGCCGGGCUGCUGCUGCUGGGCCGGAGCCUGCGGCUGACGUCCAGGUUCACCCGCGCCUCGGACAUCCCUGUGGAGUUCCUCAGGAAGCAGGUGAAGCUCCGCGGGCGCGUGAGGCGCGUGACGGCCGACGGACUGGAGAUUGAGCACAUUCCCGUGAUCCUGCCGCUCCUGGCUCGCUGGAGGAGAGGGGAGCCGGCUGGGACCCUGCAGGUGCGGCUGGCCGGGGUGGAGCUCACGGCGGCCGGGCACGAGUGGCUGCAGCAGGAGCUGCUGCCAGCACAGGCGCUGUGGUUCCAGCCGCUGGGCACGCAGGGGCCGGCACUCCUAUGCUUCCUGCUGGUGAGAAAGGGAAGGUUCUUCAGUGUGAACCUGAACGAAGAGGUCCUGCGGUGCGGGCUGGGCAAGGCGGUACCGGUGGACGGGCUGAGCCAUGAGGACGCGGCCUACUGGAGUGUACACCGGCGUCUGCUUCGUGCCGAGCUGGCCGCCGUGCGUGCCGGCGUGGGGCUGUGGGCUGAGCCCGAGGCUCAGGGUGGCCGCCUGCAGCGAAUCCGCGGCUCCUGGCAGCAGGCAUGGGCCCAGGGCUCGUCCUGGGCGCAGAGGCUCUGGCAGCUGCUCCGCCGAGGACCAUUUCCCCGGAAAGACUGAGGCAGGAGGGCCCAGGCCGGCCUGGCGGGAUGCCGGGAACACUGCCAGCCUGCCCAGACGCCCACCUGCCUUUCUGUGUCCGAUGGAGCCGGGGUGAGGCCAGCACUGCCCCCCAGAACCCACAGCCCUGAAGGCGCCCUUCCACCUGCUCAGGGGUCGUUCUGUCCAGUUUUGUUCAUUCCCCGCCCUCCCCUCCCAGGGCUAUUCGUCAUGCAGUGCUCAGGACGGUACCAGGGAUCAAACCUGAGCCUCCUGGUUGCAAAGUCUGUGGUCAGAGAAGAGUAGGAGCACUGUGGGGAGAGCAUUGGAUUUGCACUCGGCAUCCGGCAUCCCACAUGGCCCCCGAGUACUGCCAGGAGUCACCCUGAGCAUCGCCGGGCGUGGGCCCAAAAUGAACCACCCAAAGCCUGCUCCCAGCUCCACCCAGACAGAUCUGUGAGCACAGAGCCAGGAGUCACCCUGAGCACUGCCGACCCCCAUCCCCCAACCAGCACCAGCAGCCCAGCCCUCCUUGGGGUGGGGGGAUCGCUGUUUCAUGCACUGAAAGCAUGUGCGAGGCCUGGCUUUGCAGGAGGGCCCCCAAGCACAGCAGGUGACCCUCAGAAAAAUGCUUCAGGAGAAAACCUUUUUGUGUGAAAAGAGUGUGGAUUUUGAAAAUAUUUAUUUUGGGCGCAUCAAGCAUCCUGUACGUGUUCUGUAAAGAUUCAAUAAACGAAACAGACGCCGA
Messenger RNA from Sorex fumeus (smoky shrew), 1506 nucleotides. It is a transcript of the gene MISO1, whose product is annotated as chromosome unknown C3orf33 homolog. Bases 24 to 779 code for a protein of 251 amino acids. Lineage: Eukaryota; Metazoa; Chordata; Mammalia; Eulipotyphla; Soricidae. The record is from RefSeq and is a predicted model, not a curated record. The transcript is spliced from 5 exons.